AUGGCAAAUGUAGCAGCAACUCUUUCAUCUUCUUCACCAGUUCGCUCUAGAAAACAAGCUGCUACAUCUUCAAAUUCAGGGGCGAAUGCUUCCCUCAAUAUAAGUAACCUCAGUUCCAGUAGUAAUUCAACAAGUGUUUAUAGAACACACGAAUAUACGGAUCAAGCUCGACAUAUUAGCUUGAGUCCCUUCAUUUCUCUUCCUCAUUUAAAUCCGGAUAAUUCAAAUCCAAGUCAUACAUCGACAAAAUCAGCAACAGCUACCCAUAGUCCUGAGGCAAACAGAAUUAAGGUGGGAAUGGCUAAAUUAUUGGGAUCAUUUGAUUUGUUGGAACAAGUGGAGAUGGAAAAGAGAGAUUGGAAAGAUGCCAUCAAAUCAUUACAUAAGAGAGGAGAACUACGUACCACCUAUGACAUGUCUCUACUGCUGACAUUAGCAGGGAGAUUGAAAGUAUUUUCUGAUCCAUCAAUUCGGUUUUCAAAUGAGGAAUUGGAGGAAGCCCUUAGGUUUGCAUCAAUGGAAACUGUAAAGGUUAAUGAUGUUGUAUGUGAAGUGGAUUAUCCAACAAAGAAGCCACAGUAUUUUUAUGUGGUCCUUAAAGGAAGUAUUUCGUUAACAUCCUCUCCCUAUCCUGCCUCUUAUAAAGUGGGAAAGAGAGGUAGCAGUUUUAGAAGUAACUCUGAUUAUACAUCAGCAUCACCAAGAUCAAAUUUUUCAUACAAGAAUAUUUGUAGUUUCUUCUCAGGAGAUGCUUUUGGAGGUGAUUUAUGUAAUGAUGAAUAUUCAAAGGAAGGAUUAUGGAAAUGGGUUGCAAAUGAGGAAAGUGAUAUAUUAAGGAUACCUACGGAAGUUUACAAUAACGCUAUCAAACCAAAAUAUGAAAAGGAACUUAAAUCAAGAGUUUCCUUUUUGAAGAAUUUGGUUGUACCAUUGUUUGGUUAUUACAAGCCAUCAAUGCUUUAUGAAUUGGCAAAAUCAUUCUUUGUUCAACAUUUACCAUCCAGGCACACAAUAAUCAAACAAGGAAGACCCGGAAAUAUGAUGUAUUUUAUCAAAUCAGGAGAAGUUGCUGUUCUAAGGAGACUUAAAUUCCAAGACACAGUGGGUGUUAAAACUACUGAGUUUGUUAGAUUUGUGGAGCUGUCAAGAUUAAAGCAAAAAGAAUAUUUUGGAGAGCGAGUUCUCUUGGCAUGUGUAAACGAAAACCUAAAUGAGUCAAAAACUGACAUUAGUAUUUCAAAUAAUUACUGCUCAAGACUAGCCUCAAUUUAUACAACCACAGAGACUAUUCUGUAUUGUAUCAAUAGAACCAGUUUUUCAAAUUUUUUCAAUAAGGAUGCCAUAACUAAAAUGCAAAAGUAUGCCGAUACCUAUCCAAGAGAGAAGGAAAUUAGAAAAGUAUUUGCAGGUCAACAGGAGUGGCAAAAGUAUAAAUCGAAAUUAAUGAGAGAAAUAAUCGAGAAACCGAAACCAGACGAAAUACUCUCACCAAGAAAUAAAAUGUAA
Molecule: messenger RNA, 1506 nt
Organism: Naegleria gruberi
Lineage: Eukaryota; Heterolobosea; Eutetramitea; Acrasida; Naegleriidae
Exons: 3
Coding region: 1-1506 (501 amino acids)
Source: RefSeq, a predicted model, not a curated record